UUCAUCCCUAUCCAUUUGCCUCGAUAUGUUAUCGAUAACAAAGACAUCGUACUCGAAUUGUACUGUUUAUUUAAUUCAUAUAAUAAUAUUAUACUAUUCAAAAUGACGACGAGGUCUUGCGCGUACAAGGAUUGCGAAUAUUACUAUGUUGGCCACGAAAACGCGUUGACCAAAGGAAGAACCCUGUUUGCCUUUCCCAAGCAACCGGAAAGGGCGAGAAUCUGGCACGAAAACGGUCAAGUGCAUCCAAAGAUUCCCCAAAGCCAGCUUUUUAUGUGCUCCCUUCACUUUGACCGCAAGUUCAUAUCCUCCUCGAAGAACCGAACGCUUCUCGUGGGCGAGGCGGUGCCGUAUCCGUAUAAGGAAAACAGUCCCAAGCCGGAGGAGGAGCCACAACAAGUAGCUUCCACGUCGCAUGAGAGCUACUACAUAAAUCUGAGCGACGAUGAGCUUAGCAUCAACAAUGUGGACACAACCUCAAUUUCCACAACUCUUCGGAAAGAUCUUGACAUAGUCCGUGAUAUUCCACCGGCUAAGCGCCCGAAGGAAUCUAUUGCCAUUGCUCUAAAGAAAGCUGUGAAAUCGGAAUCAAAUCCGAUUGCAGAACGAGUUAGAGUAGAACCGGACCAUAUUGAUACUUCUGAAGUGUCUGUAUUUAACUUCAAGGGCCAAGAGUAUGUACAAAUGUCUAUGGAGUAUUAUUUGCAGGAAAAGCGGAAAAUGACUAAACUUUUACAAGACUACAGAAACGUUUUAAAAAGUAUUAAGGCACAAGUGUCCCACCUGGACCUCUGACUUUAUCAAUGUAAUACAUUUUCUAUCAAUUUACUGAAUGUAUAUGCAACAGGCACCUG
Drosophila erecta is the source of this 854-nucleotide messenger RNA. RefSeq lists its product as uncharacterized. The transcript has 2 exons. NCBI's taxonomy places the organism in Eukaryota, Metazoa, Arthropoda, Insecta, Diptera, Drosophilidae. The record is from RefSeq and is a predicted model, not a curated record. Gene Ontology annotation, molecular function: sequence-specific DNA binding. Bases 103 to 795 code for a protein of 230 amino acids.